CACACGCUGAGGUGGGCGGAGGCGGCGCCGAGUGGCCGAGCGGUCGCGGCGCCCAGUCGAGCAGAGGCACGAUGGAGCUCCGGUUCGCCGUGGUGCUGGCGCUCUGCGGAAUCGUCUCCGGUCAGAAGCCGGGCUUCAACGACCAUGCGCAGACGGAGUCGACAGUGAACAGUGCACCGGGCGGCAUGGUGUCCAUCCAGUGUUCGGUGCACCCCGGGGGCCGGGUGCUCUGGUACAAACAAGACGAGAAUGGUAAGAUGGAGGUGGCUCACGACUCGUUCUUGAUCCUCAGUGACAGCCGGUUUCAGCUCAAAUCGGACAACGGCGCCUACAUCCUCACGAUUCAGCCUACCGCUGAGGAGGACUCGGGGAUCUACAUGUGUGAGAGCAGUGACCAGCACGGCUCCACGUACAAACACACGUUCACGGUGAACAUCGGGGACGGAAACAGCGCCACUCGAGCUACUGCGGCUGCUUUCGGAACUAUUACUGCCGCCCUGCUGCUUCUGCAAUAGAUGUCAGCACCAGCAUCGGUUUCGUCUCUAGAGGACGAAGUGAAGCUGAAAUUGGUCGUGGUGCGUGGGAGAUCGCUGGAUGAGACGUGUCGACAGGUCUUUGGGUUAUGAAUGUGGCUCUGAAGGUUAACACCUGACUAUAAGAGGAUUCGUGACUGUACUUGUGAUGCCCUGCGUACCUGGUUAGUGACGAGGUCACAGAAAACGUUGUUUGGCUUUGUUUGUUUUGUUGGGUUAGGCUCUUUCGGUCCAAUGAGACCAUUUCAGAGCCGGGAGGUUGCUAGGAUAUAGGGAGAGACAUUGGUCUGGGCAGGCACCCUAGUGAGUCGCCGGGGCUGAGCCCGUCCAGAGGACAGGCCACCCAGCCCCAAGGCACUCACUGCACCCGGCUACGGGGUGCGCUCCCUCGGGAGCAGCGGUGCCGCUCCAAGGGAGCAGCCCGCAUGAGAUAAAGUUGCCUGUCCAGCCCGGAGGGGGUUGCGGCGUGGAGGAGAAGGAUUUCAGUAUCCUGAGGAUAGAAGCACGGAACGGAUGCGUUGUUUGGCCAUAACACCACGCUGAUGAUUGGUGGGUUGCGAGUGUUAGUGGCGCGUCCGAUGAACUUGACGGUAGGUAGGCAUGUGUUAAUGAGCUAAAUGUAAGCUAUGCUUCAGAAGCGUCUUCUGAGCUACCAGUUGUGAGCACCUGAACAUUGAGCUUUUGCACAAGCAUCUCGAUUGCGUAAUUUGUUUCGAUGCACGAGCACCCAGCAUCCUGGAUUUAUAAUCGUCACAAAGCCAUGGUAGGAGUUUAAAUGUUUUAAAUUACAUUUAGCUAAGGCGAUGAUGUGCCUUCUGCUCACUGUGCCGACUUUCUUGUCCUUUUAUCUUCAGAACUUAUCCAUUCCAUUCCUUGGGCAGCUGUAUCGGGAUGACGAUUACUGCAACACAGCCAGUGCGGUCAGCCUGGGUGACCGUUUAUCCGUCUGGGAGGCUAUUGGCCUGUUCCACUACUCCGGUAGCUAUUUCUCACACGGGACUGGCUCAGCAACAGCGACAUUUCAGUUGCUGGUCAAAUCAACUCUGUGUCCCCUUUAUCCAUUCAGUACACGGUCCAAACAUGGAUAUAGUUAGGUACACUAUCCGUCAAAGCAAAAACAAAGUGCAUGAAACUGUGUGCAUUUAUUCAAAGACGAAUGAGAUGAGCAUUGAAUUUAUCCGCAUAUCUAAAAUGAGGAAUAACCUUGCAGUGUUUGAAAUAAGACGCCGGUGUCAUGGGCCGAAUUAUAUUACGUAUUUGGUAGUUAACCGAAUGCUAGCAAUAAGUGUGAGUGAUAAUUACGAGUACGUCACAGCAUGGGAGUAAAGUAGCCGUCGUUAGAAAGUGUAUUGCAUAUCAUGAUCACACAAGUAGGCAUGGAUGUAGCCUUGCCCGCCAGCCUUACCUGCCUUACCUACCUUACCUACCACCUUCCAUUGACCCACCUAAAUCAAUGCAUUUAUAGUUUACCACACUAAAUGUUCGCGUAUCUUUUACUUUUCUUGCUGACCCGAUGUAACAGAAACUGCAUUUAGCUUAUGUUACGCCUGCUAUCGUAGAGGUACGGUUAGCUAUUUUCGAUUAGUUGGUGUAUGAUUUUUUGUCGUUUACCUAGAAGUAGGAGGAGAAAUUAGUAGGAACCUAAGCGACUAUUGUCCGGUAUCAUGUGUAGGUAACGCGUAUUACAGUAACGUUAAUUAAAGUUACGGUAUUUGAUUUGGCUUGUGAUGUGAUAAUUUAUCGUGUAUUGCAAUGUGAUAAAAUACACCUAGUUUACUAGAUGCUU
Molecule: messenger RNA, 2319 nt
Organism: Amphibalanus amphitrite
Lineage: Eukaryota; Metazoa; Arthropoda; Thecostraca; Balanomorpha; Balanidae
Exons: 5
Coding region: 72-515 (147 amino acids)
Source: RefSeq, a predicted model, not a curated record